Molecule: messenger RNA, 2220 nt
Organism: Drosophila obscura
Lineage: Eukaryota; Metazoa; Arthropoda; Insecta; Diptera; Drosophilidae
Product: hydroxymethylglutaryl-CoA synthase 1
Exons: 2
Coding region: 230-1627 (465 amino acids)
Biological process (GO): acetyl-CoA metabolic process
Molecular function (GO): hydroxymethylglutaryl-CoA synthase activity
Source: RefSeq, a predicted model, not a curated record
CCGUCAGUCCACAGAGAGAUUCGUUCGAGUGAGCUUCGCGUUUGGCGCUUCAGCAAACAGCAAAAACACACAGAGAAUAUCCAAAAUAAACCCGACAAAGGCACACACACGAAAAAGUGAAAACGUAGAAAAGUUCGAUUUCUGUGUGGCCAGCAGGUGCUAACAAUAACGAGCUCAGGAACCCCAAAAAAAAACAAGAAGACAAAGAAAAACCAACAAAUAAAACAAAAUGGCAACAAACUGGCCCGAAAACGUUGGAAUACGCGCCAUAGAGGUGCUCUUCCCCUCACAGUAUGUGGACCAAACGGAACUGGAGCAGUUCGAUGGCGCCUCCGCGGGCAAGUACACAAUCGGCCUGGGCCAGGCGAAGAUGGGCUUCUGCUCGGACCGCGAGGAUGUCAACUCCUUGUGUUUGACGGUUGUGAGUAGGCUGCUGGAACGGCAUCAUAUCAAGCACACGGAGAUUGGCCGGCUGGAGGUCGGCACUGAGACGAUCGUGGACAAGUCCAAGUCGGUGAAGUCAGUGCUGAUGCAGCUGUUCGUGGACAGCGGCAACACCGACAUCGAGGGCAUCGACACCACAAACGCGUGCUACGGCGGCACGGCGGCGCUCUUCAAUGCCAUCAACUGGAUCGAAUCGUCCAGCUGGGACGGACGCUAUGCCCUGGCCGUGUGUGCGGACAUUGCUGUAUAUGCCAAGGGCGCAGCGCGUCCCACUGGCGGCGCUGGCGCCGUCGCCAUGCUGGUGGGACCAAACGCACCGCUGGUCUUCGAGCGAGGCCUGCGGGCCACGCACAUGGAGCAUGCCUAUGACUUCUACAAGCCAGACCUCAGCUCCGAGUACCCCACGGUGGACGGCAAGCUCUCCAUCCAGUGCUACCUGUCGUCCCUGGACACCUGCUAUCGCCUAUACCGCCAGAAGUUCGAGAAGCAGCAGGCUAAGGCGCAAGACGGUAAAGUGGGCCUCGAUAACUUCGAUGCCAUUCUGUUCCACACGCCGUUCUGCAAGCUGGUGCAGAAGUCGGUGGGCCGCCUGAGUUUCAACGACUUCCUGCUGACCAGCGAGGGGAAACGGGCCGAGCAGUUCGCCGGACUGGAGCGCUUCAACAAUGCCACCCUCGAGGGCACCUACUUCGACCGCGACGUGGAGAAGGCGUUCCUCACGCAAUCGGCCGACGUGUUCGAGGCCAAGACCAAGAAGACGCUGCUGCUGGCCAAUCAGGUGGGCAACAUGUACACGCCCUCCGUCUACUCGGGCCUCGUAUCGCUGCUGAUCGGCGUGCCGGCGGCAGAUCUUGUUGGCAAGCGCAUCGGUGUCUUCUCCUACGGCUCCGGGCUGGCCGCAUCCAUGUACUCGAUCAGUGUGACUCAGGAUGCAGCGGCAUUCGAGAAGUUCGUGGCCAAGCUGGACUACGUCCUGCCGCUGCUCAACUCGCGCGAGAAGGUGGCACCCGAGCAGUUUUCAGCCCUGAUGGAGGUGCGCGAGAAGAACAACCAUGCGGCUCCCUACACGCCUACGGGCAGCGUGGGCACUCUAUUCCCUGGCACCUACUACCUGAAGGAUGUGGACUCGCUGCAUCGGCGAACCUACGAGCGCACCCCAACCAUUAGCAAUGGAGUGCACUAACCCACAACCUCUGGCCCCCUCUGGUUUGGUUACUACUCCGCCUCUGGAGCUGUCCAACUUGACAAUAACUUUCGACUUAGCCUCCCUCGUAUCUGUAUCUGUAGUUGGUAACUAUUUUCGCUCGUACCAGAGCGUGCUAGGGGUCUCUUCCUUUCCCUGCAAGGAACGUUUUAACAUUUGGAUUCGAAAUGAACUUGUAGUCUUUGCCCAAUCACAGAUCGUACACACAUAUAUACCUAUCUAUAUAUUAUUUAUACAACGCCUGAAAAUUAACAUUUCAUUAAGUCGGGCCUUAUUUAUGCCACACACCCAAGUGGAACACGCCAGCGCAUUCUUCUUCUUAACUAGUGUCGGUAAUAAAAAUCUAUGCCUAUAAAUGUACAAUACAAUACAGUACAAUACUAAACUAACACACACCAUAAAUUGUUUGAAAACAAUAAAAAAUGCAGGAAAUCGAACUUCGGAGCAACGAAGUUUAUAUAUACAACUUGCACAUGGACCAGUAGUUAUCUUUGUACUUAAAACCGAAAAUCUAGUUUAGUUUUUAGUUUAUAUCUGUGUAUGCACACACAGAUUACAGCCUAUUUGCACUA